Molecule: messenger RNA, 7024 nt
Organism: Varanus komodoensis (Komodo dragon)
Lineage: Eukaryota; Metazoa; Chordata; Lepidosauria; Squamata; Varanidae
Gene: SLC25A37
Product: solute carrier family 25 member 37
Exons: 4
Coding region: 43-1101 (352 amino acids)
Biological process (GO): iron import into the mitochondrion
Cellular component (GO): mitochondrial membrane
Molecular function (GO): ferrous iron transmembrane transporter activity
Source: RefSeq, a predicted model, not a curated record
UUUCAUUUUCUCCGCUCCCGCGGCUGCAGGACUUGUUGGCUCAUGGAGCUGAGUUGCAACGUCGGGGGACGCGGCGGCGGCGGCGGCGGGCAGCCGGUAGCGGGGGCGGCGGCGGCGGCGGGCAGCCCUGCACCGUCAGGCGCGCCCGGGCUCCUGAUGGAUGGCGAGAGUCCCGGCAAGGAGGAGGACUACGAGAGCCUGCCGCUGAGCGCCUCUCUGGGCACCCACAUGACGGCAGGGGCGGUGGCCGGCAUCCUGGAGCACACGGUCAUGUACCCCGUGGACUCCGUCAAGACCCGGAUGCAGAGUUUGCAGCCUGACCCCAAAGCCCAGUACAGGAGUGUGUUUGAGGCCUUGACAAGGAUUGUCCGCACCGAAGGCUUCUGGCGACCCUUACGAGGAAUCAAUGUGACUGUGAUUGGGGCCGGCCCAGCUCACGCACUGUACUUUGCCUGCUACGAAAAAAUGAAACGCACUUUUAGUGACAUUCUUCACCACAGAGGGAACAGCCACCUGGCCAAUGGGAUGGCUGGCAGCUUGGCCACGCUGUUGCACGACGGCGUCAUGAAUCCCGCGGAAGUGGUAAAGCAGCGCAUGCAGAUGUUCAACUCUCCGUACAAGGGUGUCUUGGAGUGCGUCGGGACGGUUUGGCGGACCGAAGGCUUGGGAGCCUUCUACCGGAGCUACACCACGCAGCUCACCAUGAACGUCCCUUUCCAGGCCAUCCACUUCAUCACCUACGAGUUCACGCAGGAGCAGAUGAACCCCCUUCGGCAGUACAACCCUCUCACGCACAUUGUUUCGGGCGCCGUGGCGGGGGCCGUGGCUGCGGCUGCCACGACACCUCUGGACGUCUGCAAGACCCUCCUCAACACUCAGGAGAACAUGGUCUUGAGUUCGGUGAACAUCAGUGGGCAUCUCUCGGGAAUGGCCAAUGCCUUUCGGACGGUGUACCAACUCGGCGGCAUUGCUGGGUAUUUUAAGGGGGUUCAGGCACGUGUGAUUUACCAGAUGCCUUCCACUGCCAUUGCCUGGUCUGUGUAUGAAUUUUUCAAGUAUGUACUUACAAAGCGUGAGCUGGAGAAAGGAACGCCAUGCUGACAAAGCUGGUAUAUGGCACUGGCCCAUCGUAAGCUCUGGGGCACCUCCUGCUCCGUGCCUGUGACAUAAAUUUUCUGGCUGAUUCACAACCGGGUUCUCGGUGUGCGUAUAUCUGUGUUUUGAGAUGCGGGAGGAAUCUUUGCCUGUCCUCCUCCUCUUAAACCAAAUCGUUCAAGGACUCUUAUUUUAAGAAAGGAUUUAUAGUUGUUUGUUUCCUAUGGAGUUGAUAACUGUGAUAGGAAUUUUUAAGCAAGGGUGUACUUGUUUCUUUACCGGAUUGGCAGAGUGAGCUUCCCUGGAUGUGCUUUUUUAUUGCAUGGGGAGAGAAUUCUUGUGGAUUGGAUUUUCCCAUGCAUCUUGAAAAUAUAAAAGUAGACACCCUUUUUUAGCCAAAUGAAGUUUUAUAGAGAGAAAAGUUAUGUGCUAUAAAUAGAUGGAUAAUGUUUAUCCUUUAUUUUUCUAUAUAGAUGCAUCAAGUGGUUUUCAAAGAGUUACAGCUGGGUGCGUGUGUUUCUGUCUUGAAGACACAAUCCUAUGCAUGUUUAGAUUAGAAAAAGGGCCUAAACUUCCAUAGGAUUGCACCAAAUUGUGAAAAGCACCAGUAUUCUGCCUAAACCAGAAUUGCUUUAAUCCCAGCCUGUUGCCCCUGGCAUUGGGGGCUUCCAGACUGAUAGUGCUGGCGGCUGAGAUGCAUUAAGCAGUGUUUCCAUUUUCAUCCCCUGCCUCCAACCCCAAAGUGGAGGCAGGCGGAUGGCUUGACGAAAGUCUCAUCUGGAAGCCCCAUGCAGGGAGAGGCUGUCGUGCGUUUUCCCCUCUCUUUCCCCCAAAGUCCUUAGUAGCUCUUUCAGCAUCCAACUUGAAGACAUGCUAAAGGGACUUAAGGCUCUGAAAUUCUGAGAGUCUGAGAGCCUUACCCGAGUCUUUUUCCUUUUAGCAUGUCAGGAUCAGUGGCCGUGUCCCAGAAAAUCAGCCAGUUUCUUUCUGCUACUAAAUCUUAACACUCUGAAUGAACACUUAAAAAGUCUAAAGGUACUUAAAAGCAACAACACGGCAGAUAGGCAGACUGCAUCUCAGUUUUUGUAUCGGUGUUGUGGCUUUUUAACUUAUUUAAAAGUUAAAUACUACUUUCGGCAAAGACUGCAGUUUUGCACCUCCUCCUGUUGGGAGCCGGACUUGUCGGCGAAUUCUAUUGCACAAACGUGUGUAAAAAUGAACAGCUGCAAGAGUAUGCGUGGAUGGGCAUCAAGUUUACACUUCUGUACGAGAACUCGCUUUGAAUCACUUCUGGUAGAAGAAAAGACAAGGCAAAACUGACAGGAGAACGUGGGACGGCAGCUGCCUGUUGAGGUGCAGUGAUGAACCCUUGGAAAUGAAAAGCCUUAGCAGAGGAGAAUGUAAAGUCAAACAUCUCCAAAGCCGUGUGUGUGUGUGUGUGUGUGUGUGUGUGUGUGUGUGUGUGUGUAGUUCACACAAAUGAAGGUGUGUAGUUUUUGGUGUGUAUGCUAGCACUUGCAAUAGGUAUCUGUGUCUACUGCACUGAAACAUUUGUGGGAUUCACAGAAAUGUUUUGCUUGUCCAAACAGUCAGUUUGCAAAUUGGGAUGGUCUCAUUUUGCCUGCUGCAACCCAUUUUCUGCAAAACGGAAAAUUCUAGCGGAGGAAGCUUUUUUGGCUCUGUUUUCCAAAAAAGCUCCUUUGACCUAAGCUGAAAAGUGUAUGAUAGGUCAUUCAAAAUGGGCUGUUUCUUCAAAUGUGUCUGUCUGGAUGCAUAUACUUUAUAAGCUUGCAAGUAGUAGAUGUAAAGAAGGGAGCCUACAGCUUUUUGUAGGAGUCCCAGUACACUAAUACCUCAUUAUUGGCUGUGGAGGCAGGGGCUGGUGGGUGUUGUAGUCCGAAACCGCUGGAAGGCCAUCCCUAGUCUGGCUUGGUUGCUGUGGGUUGCUCCACCUCGCAGCCCCCCAGUUGCUUUCGGAUUUCGCUUCCUGUCAGUUCCAGCCUGCUCGGCCAGUGGUCAGGAAUGUUUCGAGUUGUCAUUCAAAACAUUUGGAGGAGGACGGCUGGCUGCCUUUCUAUUUGAAGAGGAAAAACUUGAACCCCAUGGCUUUAAGUGCUGUCCUUCGUGGAUUAAUAUGCUUCCAGGUAUCUCUGCCAGUGAUGAAGAGUGGAACAAGAAGAAACCUUGUGGCUCGUUAUGGGGGUUUGGAGCUUUUCACUGCUUUUGUUUUACCCCAUUUCCCACCUACUAUAUCUGCGGCAGAAUGACAGGUUAUGCUUAAUUCAUGCUGCUCCUUGGAACAUGAAAGCAAAAGCCCCCACAUCUGGAAUCACCCUUUCUCUUGAUUGGCUGCAAAAUUGAGCCAGGUAGCUGAUAUUUUGGCAUCCAUUUAAAAGAGUUAUCAUUGUGUAAAAAGUCAUCAAGUUUGCCAGUUGAAGGGUAAUCAGUCUGAAAAACGGCAUCCUUCCCUGAAAGCUGUUCACCAUUUAAUUGGCUGUUUAAAAAAACAAACUAUAAACUGUAUCAGGCAACUUUUUACAAACAACUUCUUGCUUCUUCUUUUUCAUUAGAAAACUUUACAGCUUUUUCCCACCCCCAGUUGUGUGUGUUCUUAUCUGGACUGUCUUCUCCAAACUAGUGCCUGGCAGGUAUGUUGGACUGUGUCUCCUAUGAAGCAGUGCAAAUUGCAGGCCGGACACAUCUGCCAGGCACAAGUUCAGGAAAAGGAAGAACGGUCCAGGGACCCUGGCAAAGGGACGAUUCUGUUUCUGACGGCCCAGUGGGAUCGCAGAGGUGUGCCCUUGAAUUUGCAAGAUGCUUCGUGAGUCACCACUUAAGUAUUUUUGAGAAUGCGUUCCUUAUUUCCUGACUUUUUUAGAAGCCGAACAGACGGGUAGCCUGAAGCCAAGCUUACAGUGAGAUGGGAACCUUCCAAAUAUUGCUUCUCAGUGAGUGAUUAUUGUGAAACUGAAGGUACUGCUCGAGAUCUGCAGUCGGGUUGGCUGCAGUUUUUUGCAUACUGGUUUGCGUGUAAUGUUUCCUUCCUGACUGCAGGCUUUGAUUACUCGGAGAUAAAUGCAAGGUACCGGACAUAGGCAGACCACUCAAAUAUUUCAACAACAUUUCUUGAAAUGUACUAUGGAGUAACUUCGUUGGGGAAUACCUAUGCUCCUUCCUUUUGAAAUACAUGAUAACCGAAGCUAUGCUGGCUACAAGCAGGAAUGCCAGCGUGCGUAAACUUGCAUUAUUUGGCCGGGGAAACAAAAUCGUUGUGCGUGCAAAUAUGUAUCAUGGGUAGUUGCUUGUUCAGCUCAAAAUAGACACGAAGUUUGGUUUGGUUUUGAUUUUUGUUUUAGAAUGAACGUCUUCUAUGUUGUUCAGGUGGCCUUUGCAGCAUUUGAAAACCCAAGGGGAAGGAUGCUUCUGCUUUGGUGUCAUAUGAACAAACGUGGUUUGUUCCUUCAAGCCUACCUUGUUCCUGAAGAUGGAAUUCCAGGCAGUUUCUAUUCCACAGAGAAGUGAUUUGUCAAACAUGCAGAAAUGUCCCUGCACGUGAACAACCAGCAUGCCAGGAAGGCUUCAUAGCCUGACAGUUUAGCGUUCUUUUUGCAGAGGAGCUAUUAAGUGGAUUAAUAUUUGAUCAGUGAACCUGCCUCUGGAGUCUGAAGUGGGCAGAACCCAGACAUGGGUUUAGCACCUUCAUGAGAAAUAGAUCCUAGAAAACUCAGGACCAAGUCAGGGAUGCUUUCAGGAUUCAUGCCUAGCUUUGGGGUGGGUGGGGAAUGCCUAGCUGAUCUCUCCCCCACCCGGAUCAGUUGAACAACCCCCAGCCCCUUUUUGCUAAUAUUUGUUUUUGAAAGCAGAAUGUAUAAAUUGCUUUUAAAACUUUUGUCUUCACAAGCAGUUUGCUGGGAAGCGGGUGUUUAGACAGAAAUAGUUUUCCGACACGCACAAGCCCAAGUCCGCCUUGAGUGCACUGUGCACAGAAUUGGGAACUAAGUCCAGGUUUCUUUGUCCAGCUUAGAGUUGGUUCACCCGUUAGUAGAUAAGGGUUAGUCUUCCACUACAGUUAUGUGCUGCAAGGGUCUGCAGUCGAGCUGCAGCUGGCUACGUAUGCCAAAUCCAUGUGUCAUCACUCUGUGUUUCAUUCCUGAGCAGCUACAAAACCCUCUGACAAAAGCAAUGCCUGGAGCAAUCUUCCAGUCCAGUUGGAAAAAGCUGCCACAGAGAAAGACUCAGUUUGGAGUUGACUCAGGGCCCUUGUUGGGUUGGUAAGAGGAACUAAAAAGAGAAAAGAGCUCAAGCUAGCCAAUCAGGGAUCCAGCCCAGUAGCAUCCCUGAUUGGUAUUCCUCCAAAACAUAGGCACAAGAUGAUUGGAGUUGCUUGGGGUGGAGAAGUGGGCUUGUGCUGUUUGUGGCUUGUACCGACGUCCGCAAGUGCACUCAGCAGCCGGAGGAACCCAACAUGACCCAGCUCAAUGGCUUGCUGGCUAGAUUUCUUUGUUCAAACAUUGCAUGGGAAUGGGCAAAUUGGUAUCUUUAAACACAGCUCUCCCACAGCCCUAUGAAACUGAAACUGGGUGUUUGAUUCUAAAAUGCAGAAGGGUCAAGGUAGGACCAGGGUCUCUUCUGCCACCUGCUUGGCAAAGCCCCCCCCCCCCCGGCAGUCCAUGAAGAUCAAUAACUCUACGUGGGCUGUUGUCCUAUAAGUGAGCUAGAUGUAAGGAGAAGAGGUGGUGUUCCACAGUGUUCUCAAAGGCCUGUAAGACCCUUAUGCUGCAUAAGGUGGCUGAGUGCCAGGAGGUGUGUUGCUUGGAGCCAAGAAUGGAUCCUUCAGUGUAUUUAUUGCUUAGAACCACCUGGAUUUCAGUUACAGUGUGGUGCAGUGGUUCAGAGUGCGGGUCUGGGACUCAGGUGAUCUGGGUUCUAGUCUCCGCUCAGCCAUGGAGCCAACUGGGUGACUUUGGGCCAGACCCUCAGUCCAACCUACCUCACAGGGUUGUUGUUGUGGGGAUGAGAUCAGGAGAAGAAGAAUGAUGUAAGCCUUUUUGAGUUUUUUUAAACAAGAGAAAGGUGGGAUAGAAAUCUAAAAAUAAAUGCAUACAUAAAUACAUUUCCUCCUUGCUUGGGCCUUGCUUUGUAUCUGUUUGGGCAUGUUCAUGGGAUGUGGCCCUAGCAGUUGGGUUGCAGGGGAGAUGGACAGUCCUUGGUGGCAAAUCCAGGUUAACUCUGAUAAAUGUGGUGCUCAUUGUUUUAAAUAAAAGUGUAUCCUGCUGAAAACGCACAUUAAGCUUAAGGUUGGGUGGCCGAUCUGAGGUAUGUUCUCUAGAACAGCCUUCCCCAGUCUGGUCUCCUUCAGUUCUUUUGGGCUUAAACUCCCAGCAGCCCCAGCUAACUUGGCCAAUAGCUGAGAAUAUUGGGAGCUGAAGCAGCAGGCUGGGGAAGGCUGCUUUACGAUUGCCUACAAUUCCCAUUAUCCCUCACCUUGGGACAUACUGGCUAGAGCUGGUGGGAGUUACAGGCUGAAACAUCUGGAAGGUUGCCAAGUGACCAUUCCUGCUGGAAGGCCAUGCUGAGUUGGCACUGUUUGCAGGCCUAGAAUUCUCCAUAAGAAAUGAAACUAUCUAGCAGCUCAAAUGUUGUGUGAAUGUUCUUUACAAAUAAAACUUUGUAUAUGUGGAAGCGCACACACUGCUGCUUUGUAUGCUGCAAACGCACAUUUUUAAAGAGUGAAUGUUUAAGUUUCUAUUUGCUGUUGUAAAAUUGCCUUUUAUUUACCUAUUUUUAUUUUGAAAAAAGAUUGUACAUGUAUAUAAAUAUAAAUAUAUAUGUAUAUGUAUAUUUAACAGGCAGAGAAUCGUAUUUCAGAAAUGCUGCUACAGUUGAAACACUGGAGCUCAAGAAAUAAAAAAGUAUUUUGUUUGCCAGA